UAAUAUAAAAAUUUUUUUGGGAUUCAAGAAGUGCUUUACGCAGUAUUGAUAUACUAUAUAUGUGCAACUCUCUUGUCACAUGUGUGAUUUUGGCACGCACGGCGCUUGUAUCGGAAUACGAGUUUGCUGUUUCGAUAUUUUGUUUCAGAACAUUGCAACUUUUUUAAUGUCUCAAUUUAUAUUUAUGUUGACGAAAAUGCAAAGAGUUUCGUGAGGAAUCGCAUGCGUGGUGCAUUUGUGAAAAUCGUACAGCAUAGUAUCCGAAAAUGCAGAAACAGCAACAUGAAGCGAACACGUGUGAGGGCGAAUUUUAUAUGGCAGCUGCGAAAUAUUGGGACCGCAUUCCUCCCACAGUCGACGGGAUGUUAGGAGGAUUUGGAUUUAUCUCGCAGACUGACAUAAAAGGCUCCACGGUUUUUCUAAAAUCUCUUUUCGAGUUAAAAAAUCCACCUUCCAAAGCGUAUGCCCUAGAUUGUGGUGCUGGUAUUGGUAGAAUCACUAAGAAUUUAUUAAUAAAACAUUUUAAACAUAUAGAUCUAGUCGAGCAAAAUCCUAAGUUUUUAGAGGUAGCAAAAAUCUCUUUGGAAAACUAUUCAUCGAGAAUCGAUCAGUAUUAUCCUAUUGGCUUGCAAGACUUCUGCCCUGUAGCAAAUAAAUAUGAUCUUAUAUGGUGUCAAUGGGUAUUAGGACAUUUACGGGAUGAUGAUUUAAUAGAGUUUUUCAGGAAAUGCUCAUUGGGUUUAAAAAAUAAUGGUGUACUUGUGGUGAAAGAAAAUAUUACAAGUUCCAAUAAUUUGGAAAUUGACACAGAGGACUCCUCUGUAACCAGACCAAUGAAAUGCUUGCAAUUUUUGUUUGAUAAAGCUGAUCUUAUUUGUGUUAAGGAACAACAACAAACUAAAUUUCCACGUGGUUUAUAUCCAGUUUAUAUGUUUGCUCUUAGACCAAGAAAUCAUAAUGAAUUAGUUAACGAUACAUAGUAUACAAAUCAAAUAUAUUGUUA
Molecule: messenger RNA, 1003 nt
Organism: Cataglyphis hispanica
Lineage: Eukaryota; Metazoa; Arthropoda; Insecta; Hymenoptera; Formicidae
Gene: Ntmt
Product: N-terminal Xaa-Pro-Lys N-methyltransferase 1
Exons: 4
Coding region: 267-980 (237 amino acids)
Biological process (GO): N-terminal protein amino acid methylation
Cellular component (GO): cytoplasm
Molecular function (GO): N-terminal protein N-methyltransferase activity
Source: RefSeq, a predicted model, not a curated record